UGAAGAGCAAAUUUUAAUAUUUGUAUUGCCACCCAACACCACUCAUUUAACACAGCCACUUGACAAAGGGUGUUUUGGGCCAUUAAAAACUGCUUGGAAGGCUGUGUGUCAUGAGUUCUGCACUAAAAACCCUGGUCGUGUGGUAACCAGAUACGAUUUCUCUGUAUUAUUUGCUGAUGCAUGGAGAAGGUAUAUGACACAGAGAAACAUUGCAAGUGGCUUUGAAGUAACUGGCAUAUGUCCUUUCAACAGAAAUGCUAUUAAAGCUGGCAAUGACAAGCAAGAAACCAUCAGCCGUUCACUGUUAGACCAGACUGGUCUAGCAUACAUACCGCUCUAUAGUCCAGACAUAAAGAGAACGAGGGAUCAUAAUACUUCAUUCAAUUCUAGUCUCUUGGAGAGAUCACUUUCAGAGAAUGAUUUAUCACAAGCUGUCACUCCAAUGCAAAGAGUAAUGCCUAUAGAGUCUUUUCUGAAAACUCCUAGUCAUCCCAGUAGCAAGCCCACCCUGAAACCUAAAUCAUGUGGAAGAGUAUUGACUAGUGUUAAAUUCAUGACAUGUAUAAAGGAAAAGGAAAGAAUGAAGCAGGAAGCCUUGAAGGAGAAGGAGCGUAAAAGAAUUGCUAGACUUGAGAAUCAGAAGGAAGCUAAUAGAGUAAAAGAGUUGAAGAGAAGUGCAAAUUUUACUAUGAGUGAGCACAGGCAAUUUUCUAAGAGGUUUGAAAAUGGGUAUGACAUUCCAGAUGAGAGGUAUGAGUUAUGGGUUCAGUUAUAUCGUCCUAAUAUGACAUCUCAAGAUUCAAAUGCUGAAGAUGAAGACCAAGAUUCCUUGAGUAAUGACACUGAUGAAGGAGAAGAGCUUUCAAUGAGUGCUGCAAACAGCAUAGAGACACAGACACAUACUGUCACAGCUAAUAACAGAGCAAAAAGAGUUGCACCUAUCAAGGGAACCAUUGCUACUAAAGUUGAUGCCUCUGUUACUUCUAAUGCUAAGAAGGCUGUGAGGUCUAAAGAGACAGCAAUCGCUGUACCUACUACUAGGAGUGUUAGAUAUAAAGAGAGAGUUUUACCUAUUAAAGAAAGUGUUAGAGCUAAAGAGACAGUUGAACCCACUACAGAUAUUAGUACUGCAGCCAAAGAGAGCAAUAGAACUAAAGAAAUAGAGAGAGUUGUACGUACUGCUAAGGGGUGUAAGGGAAGUGUUAGAACUAAAGAAACAACUGUAAGUCCUGCUAAUGCAACUACUGCUAAGAAAAGUGCUAAAGAAUCAGCUGAUUAUCCUACUGCAAAGAAGAGUGUUCAAAGUGCACAUAGAGUUGAUACAAGAAGGAGUGUCAGAACUAAACGUAAAAUGGAAAGAGUUGGACAAUGUACAGUGAAUAAUGGUAUUGCUAAAGAUGCAGUCCCUCCAACUACUCAUGCUACCAAAAGGAAUGUUAAAUCUAAAGUCAAGUCUGAUUGUUCCCUACGACAAUGUUCACAUCCUGAUGAGUCUAAUUGGGUCUUUUGUUGCAGCUGCAACCAGUGGUAUCACUGUUAUUGUUAUAAAAUUUCAUUUCAAAAGGCGAAAUCAAAAAACUUUAAAUUUACAUGUAACAACUGUAAAUAAUAACUAAUUUUAAUAAUAAUCAAUAAUGUUAGGCGUGUCCGUUUAUUGUAGAAGAAGUUAAAUAUUUUUUAUGGUAGCUGAGUGUACCUAAGAAGCCGGCUGUGUGAUCCUUUUUGAAGAAGACAGUCGGUACUAAAGUUCUGGUGGUAUAAAACUAUUCUUCGAAUAAAGCUUGCUUCGUUGUGGUUAAGUGACGAAAAUUGAGUGAACUCGGCCGAUUAUCGUGUGAAUCCACGAAGUGUGUUUAGCAAGUUAUAUCUUUACAAAGAAAGAAGGUGAUCCUUUGAUUUUUACCAUGCAAACAGUUAUUCGUAGACAAAGAGAGAGUCAGAAAGAUUGUACAGUACGAUAGAGAAGUGCACCAGUUACUUGUACACAAGUAGUGGGUCAGAAAGUUAUUACAGUACAAAAGACUGAAGUUCACCAGUUACUCGUACACAAGGAGAGGGUCAGAAAGAUAGUAUAGUACAGAAGAGAAGUGCACUAGAGAGGGUCAGAAAAAUAGUGCAGUACAAAA
Molecule: messenger RNA, 2126 nt
Organism: Amphimedon queenslandica
Lineage: Eukaryota; Metazoa; Porifera; Demospongiae; Haplosclerida; Niphatidae
Exons: 21
Coding region: 194-1609 (471 amino acids)
Source: RefSeq, a predicted model, not a curated record